UUAUUCUUUUUCCAACUCAAAAGUAUCGGCGUUUGCCUAGGUUGUUCCCAACUUCUCGACCGGCCGACCGACCGACCAACUUCGCCUUUAGUUCUUUACAACCAUUAAUCACCCUCCAAACUUUGCUCCUCCAUUAAAUCACCGCCCGAGAAAACGACGAGAUCCGAUCGCGCAUUGCCCACCAUGGCGCAACCACAGUCACAAGCGCCCCAGGCGCCACCGCAUCAAGUUCCUCACAUGCAGCAAAUGCAACAAAUGCAGCAGAUGCAGCAACAGAUGCAGAUGCCCCAGAUGCAACAGCGACCCUCCUACUCGCCGCCGCAGCACUCGCCGUCGCCCGCCACCGUGCCCCAACCCCAGCCUGGCUACGCGAUGCCUCCAAAUAAGCGACCGCGCACUUCUCCAACCUCCCCUCCGCCCGCGCUCCAAUCGCCAUACGGCGGUACACCCUACGCGGCCAGUCCACAGAUGCCCGCCGCAUCUCCGACUCCCGUUGCCUCGCCUGGUUACUCGAAUCUCGCCGCGCCUGCAGCAGGUCCGCAGUAUACCACCCCAUACGCGAAUGGCAAUGGCGCGCAGGCACCCGUGCAGACACCGGUCCUCUCCCUCCCCGAGACUCGGCCUUCGUAUCCUACGUCCCCCGCGCCCCCGGGACCGCCGGCCGCGCCGACUCCUCCUGGUUCUCAGCAGUACACGACCGCGACCAUGGCGCCCAUUGCACCGCCGCAUCUUCCCACCCCCGGCACGAUGGGACCUCCGUCGAAACCUCCGGCGAAGGAAAUUGAGUACGACGUGGCGGACUCGCUGGCCGGCACCGGCAUCGACCUCCGCGCCGAAGAGCAAUACCUAGCCGAGUUUUACGCCGGCACAUUCACCCAGGAGGCGAGAACCGGCGCGCCCGCCAAUGCACCAGGGAACAAGGGCUCUUUCUAUGGGGCCGGUUUGGCAAAUCAGCCUGGCGAAACCGUCGCUUCUCUCAGCCAGGAGGCUUACGAGGCCGAGGUGGCCCAGAAGGUUUGGGACGAUGCAGCUCAUAGGCUUGCGGCCCUGCGCAGCGCUGAGAUCAUGAACCCCUUCCUCAUGAUCGCUAACCUGCACCACCGCGUCGAGAGGGUUGCUAAAGAGCAUGGACUGGGUGUGAAUCUCGAUCUGAAGAACGCAAACCCUGCCGGCAAACUCAGGCCCCCUCAGGAGUUCCCCCCUCCCAAGGUCACCGUGGGCACCAAGCCUGGCCCUGAAGGCACCGCGAUGGUGACAACCACGGGCUCGUUCAUCCCUCAUGAUGCCUACCUCGUUGAUCAGUUGGCGCUCAUGUCGGUUGCCACCAAGCAUCGGGUGAGAGAGUUGAUCGAGGAUGCCAACACCGUUGCCAUCCAUCGGCAGACUACAUCCCAUGGUGAGAUACCGGCCGAAUGGGCCGAUGUCGCAGUGCCCCUCCGGACCGGUCUGGACUCUCUUCCGGACGACCCCGAAGGCGCUGCGGCUUUGAAUCCACGAAAACGUUCCUUUGACGCAUAUGCGGCUCAGGGCUCAUCGUCGCUCAAGGGCGUCAAGCACGGUCCGAGGAACCUCAUGGAAGCCGUUCGUGACGGCGCAAAGACCGACCGCGAUGUGGAGGAGGCAAGGCUCCAGAAGCGCCAAAAGCGGACUAAUCCCGAGCCCGCGCCCGCCGGAUCUCGCGCCGGCUCUACGGCUCCCGGCACGCCCGGCGCUGGAGCGGCGCCCGAAGCCGAAAGUGCAGCCAAGGCACCGUCCAAAAAGGAGCUCAAGAAGGGUGCCGCUGCCGCAAGACUGGCCGAAGCCUCCAGCACCGCCAGCACCAACCAGACCCUGAGUACUCUCAUGGGCGGUUUUGGUCGGAAGAAGAAGGAGUACUCAUGGAUGAAGAAGUCGGGCAGCGGCGCCAACACGCCGAGAGCCAAUGCGGGAGAGGCCAGCUCGACUUCGGCAGGCGACGCCGCAAAGGUACCCGAGAAGACGACGCUUACAUCCGAUCCGAGAUACCCCCGGCUCGGCACCUGGCGCGAGGACAAAGAGAAGGGGAGGAACAUCCAGCUGAGGGAUUGGGUUACAGCACUUGAGCUCGACGGCAUCGAGGCAAAGGCAGUGCAAGACGCGUACCUGAAGCUAGACUCGUCAGGCCCGAAGGACAGGAGCUAGAAGGCCUCCUAGCACGCAACUU
Chaetomium fimeti is the source of this 2182-nucleotide messenger RNA. RefSeq lists its product as uncharacterized. The record is from RefSeq and is a predicted model, not a curated record. Bases 184 to 2160 code for a protein of 658 amino acids. Lineage: Eukaryota; Fungi; Ascomycota; Sordariomycetes; Sordariales; Chaetomiaceae. The transcript is spliced from 2 exons.